CCCUCGUACAACCCCACCGCAUCCUGAACGAAGAGUAGAGUCUCAUCGGGUAACAGCGAGGGACGUAGUGCUGUACUGAGAUCCAAAGGCUUGAAGAGCAUUUAGUAGAUUGACCAGCAUCUCUCUUAUGACUUCAAAACUUGUAAAGAGGUGAACGAAUGACUUAUGGAUGUCUUAUCUUGUCGGUGGAGGAGAUCGUACAGAUAGGUAUUGAUGUCAGAUGCCGGAUAAAGAAGGCGGUCAAGGCAAUCCGCGCCAAGCAUCUCCGCCACGAAACGUAAGCGAAAAAGGAACGUUCGUCCCUCAUAUUCCAUCUCGACAUCUUCAUCUGGCGCCCUGUACUUUGCUCCCUUCCCAGCGUCUUCCUAUACGCAAACACUUCGUCUUCUUCUUUUUUUCACCUUUCUUUUCCUUUUUUCCUUCCUCCUCUCUUCUAUCACUUUCUCCAGCUUUCCCUUGUGUAGGAGUGUUCUGAGCAUAUCCCUGUCACAUCAGAAUCCCGUAGUUUUAUACACAGUCAAACUAUCAACUUUUCCUCACUUCUUUAUUGCCUGUUUGCUUAGACUUCUUUCUCAAUAAUGAGUUCGGGCAUUCCACCAUGGCGUGUGUCUGCGUCAGCCACCGCAACCGCUCAAACAUAUCCCACACAUGCGACCCCAGCGUAUAUCCCAGUUCAAGCACGCCGUAGCCUUGCCCAUACAGCCGUGGCGAGUCCCACCCCAGCCCCAGCGUCGCAGCCGUCGGAUACCGAAGCCGCUCGCAAACGAGUAGAAUGGCCAGCCCCAGUUCGCUUGUAUGUACAACGAAGUUUUGCUCCGGAACAUCAAAUGUCCUCAGUUAGCAGAGAGGAAAUGGAAUCGAAGUUAAAGGCCGUCAUUACUGAGGCCGCAGAGAAUAACAAACUGGAUAAAAUUGAUUGGGCAAGCCUGCCAUUGCCCCAGGUCAUGGUCCAGAACGAGCGCAACCGGAUCCUGGCCAGCCCAAAUGUGCCGGCUUGGAGCGCUGUUACUGCCCAGAAGUAUGAGAGCUCCUCCGACGCCUCGUCGAGGAAACGGAAGUCGGUUGAGUACAACGGGGACGCGAACAGCUGUCCACCAUGGAGACAAACUAACAAUCACAAUGCAUUUGAAGACCGAAUCACUUAUUCCCCCACAGACAAACGCCAACGGAUAGAUCAUAAGAACACAAGUAAGUCCAAAGCUAAUCUGGAACUGCGGAGAAAACGCUUCGAGGAACCACGGGCUCGAUAUGGUUCCUCGCCAUCGUCGCGCGAUGAUUCCCCCUCUCCUAGUGCAAACCAGGGCCCUGUUGUCGGACGGUGCCAGGAUCUGGAGAAAAACUAUUUCCGUCUGACGUCCGCGCCAAACCCGGAUACCGUCCGCCCUCUGCCGGUCCUGGUCAAGACACUGGAUCUGUUGAAGAAAAAGUGGAAGAGAGACAACAACUAUAACUAUAUAUGCGAUCAGUUCAAGUCGCUGCGGCAAGAUUUGACUGUGCAGCACAUUAGGAAUGAGUUUACUGUCAGUGUCUACGAGAUUCACGCGCGCAUUGCGCUGGAAAAAGGAGAUCUUGGUGAGUAUAAUCAGUGUCAGACUCAGCUGCGCGCGCUGUACGCACAGCAACUUGGGGGCCACCCUACGGAGUUCAAGGCGUAUCGUAUUCUGUAUUUCAUCCACACCCGCAAUUGGACGGCCAUGAACGAUGCCCUGGCCGAUCUAACAGCAGCAGACAAGCGAGAUCCUGCUGUCAAACAUGCCUGAUGGACAUGUUCGUGGACC
This is a messenger RNA of Aspergillus caelatus, 1778 nucleotides long. Its product is annotated as SAC3/GANP domain protein. Bases 579 to 1760 code for a protein of 393 amino acids. The transcript is spliced from 3 exons. Gene Ontology annotation, cellular component: nucleus. The record is from RefSeq and is a predicted model, not a curated record. Lineage: Eukaryota; Fungi; Ascomycota; Eurotiomycetes; Eurotiales; Aspergillaceae.